Molecule: messenger RNA, 330 nt
Organism: Capsicum annuum
Lineage: Eukaryota; Viridiplantae; Streptophyta; Magnoliopsida; Solanales; Solanaceae
Product: ctenidin-1-like
Exons: 3
Coding region: 1-330 (109 amino acids)
Source: RefSeq, a predicted model, not a curated record
AUGUCAUCUGGUGCAACUGAUAUCUAUUUCUAUGAUAUUUCUGGUAUUAUUGGUGGUUGUGUCGGUGUUGGUGGUGGUGCCGGUGGUUUUGGUGUUGGUAUUGGCGGUGGUGUUAGCUGUCUUGGUGGUCUUGAUGCGGGUAUUGGUGGAAUUGAUGGUCUUGGUGGUAGUGUUGGUAGUAUUGGUGGUCUUGGUGGCAUUAUUGGUGGUCUUGGUGGCAUUGAUGGUGGUCUUAGUGGGGAAAAUGAGUCUGAGAAAAGUUAUGAAAAGGGAGAUAGAGAAGGGUAUAUAGUGGCUGGUGAGAAAAGUAAAAGUGAGGAUGAAGAAUAA